AUGAGUACAUACCCAUCUCGCUCGAACCACCUGUAUCCGAACCACAUCCAAACAACAUCUCCAUGUCGAGCAAACCCUUCUCCCUGCUAUCCCAAGAGGUCAUCGACCGGAUCGUUGACUGUCUCGCGGAGCUUCCACUAUGUACACCUUUUCAGAGAACUCAAGCUAGAAGAUGAAUUCGAAACCAGCAAGAAGUUCAAGGCCAAGAUCGCGAAGAAGUGGAAGAUCCUUGACUCCAACCAUUCCCUUGCGGAAAAUGUUCGUAUUCUCGACAUCAGCAUUGGAGAAGAACACAACACCAAGAUCUUCAGUGACGCGACAUUUCUCAAGAUUCUGAACCUUCUGAAGGGGUCUCCCUUUCCACCGCACGCCCUUAGACUCGAACAACCGGGGAAUUCACUCCAACCUGAAAAGAUGCUGCCGGCGUUGGUGAAGGCAUCACUCCACCAAACUUUGACGACUAUCUUCCUUAAAACGACCAUCUACGAUGAAGAUUGCUCCAACGUACCCCUGUCUAUCUUCCCCGUCUGUUCCAAGUUGAAGGACAUCACCCUUCAGGACGUCAAAAUUCCGAAAGAGUCGGAAGAACUUUCUAUCCCAGCUGGCGUCGAUUCCAGCCCACCUAAAAUCCUGCGUCUCGAUUACCGCAACUCUGAUCAGCUCGUCAAAUAUUUCCUGGAGCCACCCCCGUCUCUCGGGCCGCUCGUGGAUCUUUCAAACUUGCACAUUCUGAAGGCCUGCCCACAUGAGAAAGAGGACAUGGCUUGUGUCCAACCGAUCUUGGACAUUGCGUCUGAAACACUCGAAGAGCUUUAUCUUACCACUCUUAGUACUUCGGACAUCCCAGAUGAACGUCGACAAUUCCCACUAGCGAAGCUGGUUAACCUCAAAUCUUUGAGCAAGCUGCGCACUUUCGAAAUCUACGUCAUAAUUAAUGCGAAGGCGAAGCAGCAUGUCGUUCUGCGCGACUUGAUCUCUGUGCUGAAGACUUGCCCCGCCUCAAACUCCAUCCAACGAUUCAUGUUGCAUGUUUCAAUCUAUGGAUCGAAACCUUUCAAGGGCUGCCUCGACGAAGAUUGGGACGGUGUCUGCGAAGAGGUCGUUCGUAUUUCAGCGGACAAGCCCAUGGAGUUCCACUUGUACUCUGCUGUCGAGACUAAUAACCUCUCUACUAAGACAACCGGAGAUGCGGCUCUUUAUCAGAAGAUCGAAGCCCGAGUCGAGGUUGCGCUCGCUGAGCAUGAGCACAUUAGCUUCCACCCGUUGAACACCAUCACGAGAUGGGUGGCAGAGUAG
Cyclocybe aegerita is the source of this 1296-nucleotide messenger RNA. NCBI's taxonomy places the organism in Eukaryota, Fungi, Basidiomycota, Agaricomycetes, Agaricales, Hemipholiotaceae. The record is from the annotation of a GenBank genome assembly.